Messenger RNA from Felis catus (domestic cat), 2594 nucleotides. It is a transcript of the gene GPAT4, whose product is annotated as glycerol-3-phosphate acyltransferase 4. The coding region runs from base 331 to 1701 and encodes 456 amino acids. The record is from RefSeq and is a predicted model, not a curated record. The transcript has 12 exons. Gene Ontology annotation, biological process: triglyceride biosynthetic process. NCBI's taxonomy places the organism in Eukaryota, Metazoa, Chordata, Mammalia, Carnivora, Felidae. Gene Ontology annotation, molecular function: glycerol-3-phosphate O-acyltransferase activity. Gene Ontology annotation, cellular component: endoplasmic reticulum.
AGGGGAGCAGGGCAGAGAUCCCUCCCAUGCUACUCACUUUCACAGAAACUGCUCCCGGACUCAGAUGCUUGUGCUGAAGAUCGCUCCUGCCUCAUUCACCUCCAGAGUCCAUCUGUUCUGGAGAGAGCUGGCAUUUUUGGGCUGUCCCCUACGGCCUUUUUUUACGGUCCUCCUACCCCCAGGCAGUCGAAUGAUGUGAACUUGGAACAGGGUUUGCUAUCCUAUGGGGACUCGCUUUCUCUCCCAGGCUGGUGCUGUCUGAUAGGACCAUCCGAAGACAGUGGUUUGUUCUUGGGGAGGAGGGCACUGGCCCUGCCUGGAUCCUCCACCAUGUUCCUGUUGCUCCCCUUUGACAGCCUGAUUGUCAACCUUCUGGGCAUCUCCCUGACCGUCCUCUUCACCCUCCUCCUCGUUUUCAUCAUAGUCCCUGCCAUUUUUGGAGUCUCCUUUGGUAUCCGAAAGCUCUACAUGAAAACCUUGUUAAAAAUCUUUGCGUGGGCCACCUUGAGAAUGGAGAGAGGCGCCAAGGAAAAGAACCACCAACUUUACAAGCCCUAUACGAAUGGAAUCAUUGCAAAAGAUCCCACUUCGCUGGAAGAAGAGAUCAAAGAAAUCCGCCGAAGUGGUAGUAGUAAGGCUCUGGAUAAUACUCCAGAGUUUGAGCUCUCUGACAUCUUCUACUUUUGCCGGAAAGGAAUGGAGACCAUUAUGGAUGAUGAGGUGACAAAGAGAUUCUCAGCAGAGGAAUUGGAGUCCUGGAACCUGCUGAGCAGAACCAACUAUAACUUCCAGUACAUCAGCCUUCGGCUCACGGUCUUAUGGGGAUUAGGAGUGCUGAUUCGAUAUUGCUUCCUUCUGCCACUCAGGAUAGCUCUUGCUUUCACUGGGAUUAGCCUUCUGGUGGUAGGCACAACCGUGGUGGGAUACCUGCCAAACGGGAGGUUUAAGGAGUUCCUGAGUAAACAUGUUCACUUAAUGUGUUACCGGAUCUGCGUGCGAGCCCUGACAGCCAUCAUUACCUACCAUGACAGGGAAAACAGGCCUCGAAACGGUGGCAUCUGCGUGGCCAAUCACACCUCUCCCAUUGAUGUCAUCAUUUUGGCCAGUGAUGGCUACUAUGCCAUGGUGGGUCAAGUGCACGGGGGACUCAUGGGUGUGAUUCAGAGAGCCAUGGUGAAGGCCUGCCCGCACGUCUGGUUCGAGCGUUCUGAAGUGAAAGAUCGCCACCUGGUGGCUAAAAGACUGACUGAGCAUGUGCAGGAUAAAAGCAAGCUACCCAUCCUCAUCUUCCCAGAGGGAACCUGCAUCAAUAAUACAUCAGUGAUGAUGUUCAAAAAAGGAAGUUUUGAGAUUGGAGCCACAGUUUACCCUGUUGCUAUCAAGUAUGACCCUCAGUUUGGUGAUGCCUUCUGGAACAGCAGCAAAUAUGGGAUGGUAACGUACCUGCUGAGAAUGAUGACCAGCUGGGCCAUUGUCUGCAGUGUUUGGUACCUGCCUCCCAUGACCAGAGAGACUGAUGAAGAUGCCGUCCAGUUUGCAAAUAGGGUGAAAUCGGCCAUUGCCAGGCAGGGAGGGCUCGUGGACCUGCUUUGGGAUGGUGGUCUGAAGAGGGAGAAGGUGAAGGACACGUUCAAAGAGGAGCAGCAGAAGCUGUACAGCAAGAUGAUCGUUGGGAACCAUGAGGACAGGAGCCGGUCCUGAGCCCGCGCCUCGCGCUGGCUGGAGCCACCACUCGCGGGCCUGACCCGCGAGCCAGCUGGAGCUGCCACCGCCCCCUGCCACCCCCACUGCUGCGUCCUUGCCACCUGCAGGGCUCCUUAGGCCGCCCUGGAGCCCAGGACUCCAGCUUCUUCAGGACCGCCCCGGGGACCCCUGGGCUUGCCAUCGGAAGCGGACGCCGCUGGGGGCCGCUGCCCGGGAUGGGACACCCUUCUUGUCUUCUUGAGUCCAUUGGAGGAAUGCCAUUAAAGUCCCCUCUCCACCUGCACACGUGUGGGACUGAGUGGUCGGGAAGAAUCGGCCGUGGGCCCGUGUUCGGUCUGUUGCGGGUGCCACGUGCCAGGGGCUCUGCUGGGGAAGGGGUCCACCCGUGCGCAAGGAGACAGCGCCGAGGCGGUGCGGCCUGCUUUGGCCUGAACAUCACCCCCUACCCCGGAGCUCUGCAGACUGGAUGGAAAGAAAACUGUUGUCUGCAGGGGCUCUCAGCAAAGCGAGGUUUCAUUCCUGUGCUGCUGCCAUGGGCAGUCACCAGAGGGGACGGUGAGAAGCAAGGUGAUCGGUGACUAGCGUGUGGUGGGAACCAAGAGUCAUUUUGUGUUCCAGCUCCAGUGCUGACCCUGAACUCCCAUGUGACUUGCUCUCUGUUAACUCGUGCCUCAGUUUCCCCAUCUGUAACCUGGCUCAGGAGGGGAAGGGUGGUGAUACCUACCUCACAGGGUUGUUGUGGGGAUUGAAGUGCUACUUUGAAGGACAAGUUGCUCAGUGUUACAAGUGUAGGUCCAUGAAACGUGGCAGGACAAGGUCUGAGCUCAGAGCUGCUGCAGAGGGCUUUGGGUUUGUUUCUGUGAGUCAAUAAAAUUGUCUCUGAUGGUCAA